AGAUUUCGGUUAAUGGAAAAUCAAAGGAACGAAAAGGAAGAAAAAAAUGCAAUUGCCGUUGUGGAGUCCUCCUCGGAGAAGUCAGAUUCACAAUUUUCAGAUAACAAGAAGCUGUUUAGGUUUCGCUACGGCAAUUUUGAUCGUUAUUACGGCUGUCGCAUCGAGCGAGGCAGUGGCAAGGAUCCUCGAUUAUCUGUUUUUAAAAAAGAGUGGUUUGAAAAGAAGUCAGUGUUAGACAUUGGCUGUAAUGCUGGAUACAUAACUUUAUGGAUUGCAAGAGAAUUUUCUCCAAAUCGCAUUCUUGGUAUUGAUAUUGAUGCCCAUUUAGUGGGUGUUGCAAGGAAAAAUAUUCGCCAUUAUUGUGAUAAAAGUAUUGAAGGAAACUUCCCAGCUUCAUUUGCUCAUCGUUACGGUCCAGUAAGUGCUCCGCCAGUUUCCUUUUCGACGAAAUUUCCAGAUAACGUAUGGUUUCGACAGGAAAACUAUGUGUUGGAGCACGAUGAAUAUCUCGAUGCGGUGAAAGAAGAAUUUGAUGUUAUCCUUGCAUUGAGCAUCACAAAGUGGAUUCAUAUAAACUGGGGUGAUGACGGUCUGAAACGAUUUUUCAGACGGAUAUAUUUGCAUUUGAGACCCGGUGGUAAACUGAUUCUUGAGCCACAGGACUAUAAAUCUUAUUACAAGAGGGCAAAGUUGACGGUAAGUAAAACUCUUUCUGAAAAGCUUGGAGAGUUCCUUUUGAAGGAAGUUGGGUUUACGGAUUGUGAAAAUAUUGAAGUACCUAAGGCUAAGUCGAAAGGUCAUUCCAUUCUAUGUCAAAUUUCAUAUUCAGUAAAUCAAACGUUGACUCAAUAG
This is a messenger RNA of Enterobius vermicularis (human pinworm), 852 nucleotides long. NCBI's taxonomy places the organism in Eukaryota, Metazoa, Nematoda, Chromadorea, Rhabditida, Oxyuridae. The record is from the annotation of a GenBank genome assembly.